Molecule: messenger RNA, 327 nt
Organism: Lobosporangium transversale
Lineage: Eukaryota; Fungi; Mortierellomycota; Mortierellomycetes; Mortierellales; Mortierellaceae
Exons: 2
Coding region: 1-327 (108 amino acids)
Source: RefSeq, a predicted model, not a curated record
AUGCUACGCGUGCUUUGCUGCUUUCUCUUUUCUUUUUUUUUUCUUUUCUCUUUCUUUGUCCAGCUUGGGUUAACAGCAAAGUCGUCAUUCUUUACAUUGAAUACUUCUGUAUUCAAUGUAGGAGUCCUUACCUCACAGUCGUGGCUAUUCGCGCAUCGAUGCACGUGGGACUAUACCAUGUUUUCUUCCAGUCGUUGUUUGUUUCAAGACUUAAGCGAGAAGUCGUAUAUCCUCAAGUACAGAGGUAUUGAAGUGCCAUCCUACAGCUGUAUGACCAUGCAUGUGUGCAUCUUCCAAUAUCCAUAUCGAGUUGCUACUGGAUUUUAA